This is a messenger RNA of Seminavis robusta, 2279 nucleotides long. NCBI's taxonomy places the organism in Eukaryota, Bacillariophyta, Bacillariophyceae, Naviculales, Naviculaceae. The record is from the annotation of a GenBank genome assembly.
AUGUCCGGCAAACAACGGCAAACAGAAAACCAAAAGUUGACCCAAAAGGCAGCCGCCAUCCAGAAACAACUGUUGCUGGAACAAGGGUCCAACUUGAAGACUUGGGACUCGUUGGUUCCACUCAUGAUCCAAUGGGCCAAGUUGGGACAAGCCGAACCGAUGGAAGCCUUUUUCCAGCAAAUAAUAAAAGAUGACAACAUUCCCCACAGCAACAUUCAAACUGCAUUGCAGCGAUGUCGUCUCCACGCAUGGUCCAAUCGACUGCGUCUGGUGCCACCAAACUCGGACAUGGCCAAAGAAGCCACCGAACAGGCAGCACAAGCAUUACAGAACAUGAUGGAUGAUGACACGACAAUAGUAGUAGAUCUCUCAUCGGACUUUGCCACGGUCGUGAAAAACUACCUCUCUUUGGAACCACUCGACUGGAAUGUUAUUUACAAGGUCUGGAAACAGUGGCAAGAACAAGUAGUGUCAUCAUCUGCUGCUGCUACCACGGCCAUCAAUGCGCUCUUGACGGCCAAAAUCAUUCGCACCCUGGCCAAUCAUCAUCACUCGUCGUGGCAAACAGCCAUUCAGUACGCACAACAAGCCAUGGAAAUUGGAUCUUCUACCAUUGCGCAACACACCAGAGUCAAUGGCGACAGCAGCAGCACGGACGACGACAAUCAUCAUCUUAUCCGAGUCUACAAUGCCAUGUUGGAAGUAUACAGCAAGAUACUCCCACCACCCUCCAAACAACAACAAACCAACGACGACAGUUUGGAAGAACGCCAACAAUUGGUGGGUGAAAAGACGAAUGAAAUAUUACAACAACUAAAGGACAAUCAUAAUGUUGUAGUACCCAACGAUCAGACCUACGCCACGGCCAUGUAUGCGUACUGCAAAUGUGCCUGGCUACCACAAGCCUGGGAAAUUUGGGAUGAAUGGAACGAUCAAAUCAACAACAACAAUCAUCAUCUGGAGUUGGAUGCUCGCUGUCUGCAAAUGUUGAUUCAGUCGUCUGUGCGGCAGGCGGAUACUAAUCACGACGCCAAUGAUGAGGAUCAUAGUAGGCUCUACUACUACUAUGCCAAUCGAACGACCCAAGUCAUUUACGACAUGUGGGCAUUGUACGAUCGGGGGUAUCCAGAAUUUCAACCCGACCGGGAUUUGUACACCAGUGUCCUUCGUUGUUGGGCCAAUCCACGACUUUCCACUUCUUCUCUGCUGAUGGAUACUAAUAAUAUGGAAACGAUCAAUGCACUGGUGGCCAACUUGAAUGAACGAGCCAUGACACUGUCGUCGCUGCAACCGGACAUGGCCUUGUACAAGGAAUGGAUGGCGGUCGUACGAGGACAGUUUGGUGGUACCACCACCACAUUAGCAGCAAAGGUGGCCGAACAAGCUGGCAUGAUUGUCAAGCAAAUGGAAGUGGAUCCGUUCGUUGUCCCCGACACGAGUGUCUACAAUUUCCUCAUGGAUGCCUGCCUCAGUGAUGGUUCCAUGGUGGGUGUGACACGGGCGGAACAAACAUUGACCAAAAUGAUGGAAAAUUCCUCUUCCAAUGACAAUAAUGGCCCAAAUGGGAGAUCCUUUGCCAACAUUAUCCGAUCGUGGCUCGCGUUUGAUACCGCCAAAGCAGAGCAAUGGCUAGAUCGAAUGGAAGAACGGUUCAUUCCUUCCAAAGGCCUCUUUCAAGACGUCAUUUCACGUUGCUGUCAAGAGAGCUCUAAUGCACACAACAACAAGAAAGGGGAAGACGCUCGACGACAAGCCGAGCGAGCGCAUCGCUUGUUGAAUCGAAUGGAAGAGUUGAGCAAGGCAACUGACAACCCAAAGCUGAGACCUGACAAAUCACUGUACGACCGUGUGGUGGAGGCAUGGGAAGCCUUGGGCGCAGGCGACGAAAUUGAGAAGCUGCGCAUCAGCCAAAGUGAAAUGUACGCCGAAGAAGCAGAGUCGACCAAGAAGACAACUUCGCAACAGCAUGCGAUCAAAUCGGAAGACGACGUCCGGAAAGCCAUGAAGCAAUUGGGGGUUUCUCUUGACGGGAAUGAGAAGUUUCAGGCAGACACGCUUACAUUCAAUCGAAUUAUACGCCAAUUGGCCAGCGCGGAAUUACCGCAGGGAGGGCAAAUCGCUGAAGAGAUAUUUGUCUACAUGUUGGACCAGUAUCUGAACCAUGCCAAUGUCAAACUGAAACCAGACAUUAUCACGUUCAACACCGUGAUCCUUGCACAUUCCAAGAGUAAAAACCCAGAGCGUUGCAAACGGUUUUUGAAAAAUCUCCAAGAGCUCCA